AUGAUAAAAUGGUUUUGCAUUCUCAUCUUUAUUGAAAAUUUCGAAGAAAUAGAAGAAGAAAUUAAUAAAAAGAAGAUUUACUUUGGAUCCACAGUGAGAAUAGAACAUUAAAGCUCAGAAUAUUUUCUCCAUUCUCAUUUGGUGUCUUAUGGAAGUGGAUCAGGAUAAUAAUCAGUCACUGGAAUGUAGGCUGAUCAUGAUUACAACAGUUUAUGGACUAUCAAAGAGUGUCACAAUCAACCACUCAAAAAAUAUGAUGAUCAAAUCAAAUGUGGAGAUUGCAUUAGACUAGAGCAUAUGCUAACAAAUAGAAAUUUACAUUCUCAUCCUCAUUAAGCUCCGUUUACUGGUAACCAAGAAGUUUCUGCUUAUGGAGAUAAUGGUAAUGGAGAUGCAAGUGAUGAUUGGAUAGUGGAAUGUGCAGACAAUAAGAAUGGAGAUCCUUUUCAAGCAUCAAUGUGGUUCUAUUUGAAACACAAAUUAACAUCAAAAUACUUAAGGAGUAAUAAAAAGGAUAAUUUCAAUCAAAGAAAUUGUGGAUAUCAUUGUCCAAUCGAAGGUUAACUUGAAAUUAGUGCUUAAUCUACCAAAAAUGCAGAUGCAAAAUGGAAAAUAUAUUCAGGAUUAUUCUAUCAAUAACCAUAAUAAAUAGAUGAUGAUUAUGAUUAAGAUGGUAGACAUUGCAACACUUACGGUUAAUGUGAUGACAUUGAUGAUGAUGAAUUUGAGACUGUUAUAUAAAAAGACUUGUGAUUUAUAUUAUUAUAAAUAUAUGUAUAAUAUAAUCAUACAUUAAUAUAUUUGAUAAA
Messenger RNA from Paramecium tetraurelia, 809 nucleotides. RefSeq lists its product as uncharacterized. NCBI's taxonomy places the organism in Eukaryota, Ciliophora, Oligohymenophorea, Peniculida, Parameciidae. The record is from RefSeq and is a predicted model, not a curated record. The transcript has 5 exons.